Messenger RNA from Ilex paraguariensis (yerba mate), 1964 nucleotides. Lineage: Eukaryota; Viridiplantae; Streptophyta; Magnoliopsida; Aquifoliales; Aquifoliaceae. The record is from the annotation of a GenBank genome assembly.
AUGGCGGAGAAUCAUGAAGAUUCAGUCAUGGAGUCGCCGGCUUCCGUUGACUGCGCUAUCAAACAAGUCGACUUGACAGUGCCCAAAGCGAUGAUCCCAACAUGCCGGACUGAACCAUUAACGAUUAGCUCAAUAUCAGCUCAGAUUGCUGUCGUGCCACUGGGGCACUUAAUGGCGAGAACCCUUAUGAAUCGCGUUUUCUUGAAGGGUUCUUGGAGGGAAUUUUCCAUGAAUCCGGGGCCGUUUAAUAUCAAAGAGCAUGUUUUGAUUACCAUCUUUGCAAAUGCCGGUGCCGGAACUGUUUAUGCCACUCAUAUAUUAAGUGCUGUCAAGCUUUACUACAAGAGGAGACUCACGUUUAUCCCUGCCUUUCUUGUUAUGCUUACCACACAGGUGUUAGGCUUCGGUUGGGAAGGGCUCUUCCGGAAAUAUCUGGUUGAGCCAGGAGAGAUGUGGUGGCCGAGAUUACAAGGACUUGGAAUUGGCUCCUUAGGAUUUGACUGGUCUACAAUUUCAUCAUACCUUGGGAGUCCUCUAGCCAGCCCAUGGUUUGCCACUGCAAAUGUUGCCAUUGGAUUCUUCCUUGUAUUGUAUGUGAUGACACCACUCAGUUACUGGUUUAACGUCUACAAUAGCAAGAACUUCCCAAUAUUUUCCGAAGAUCUUUUCAUGGUAGAUGGUUCAAAGUACAACACUUCAAGCAUCAUCAAUUCCAAUUUCCAUCUUGAUAAGGCUGCUUAUGCAAAAUCUGGGCAUCUAUAUUUGUGCACCUUCUUUGCUAUGACAUAUGGCAUUGGAUUUGCUACACUUUCUGCAACUCUAGUCCAUGUCCUACUCUUUAAUGGAAGUGAUUUGUGGAAGCAAACCAGAAGGGUCUUUGGAGCGACCAUUAUGUUUGCUUGUGAGUAUUACAAUGACAUACUUCAAUUGCCUUGGUGGGGUGUCUUGCUAGCUUGUGGCAUUGCCCUGUUUUUCACCCUUCCAGUCGGUAUCAUCGCUGCCACAACAAACCAGUCACCAGGUCUAAAUAUCAUCACAGAGUAUAUAAUUGGGUACAUGUACCCCGGGCGCCCGGUUGCUAACAUGUGCUUUAAGGUGUAUGGAUACAUCAGCAUGAUUCAAGCUCUAACAUUUUUGUCAGACUUCAAGCUUGGUCACUACAUGAAGAUUCCGCCCAGAGCAAUGUUCAUGGCUCAGUGUCCGAUGGACCAUGUGUUUUAUGACGCCUCUGUUAUUUGGGGGCUGGUUGGGCCUCGCAGAAUCUUUGGAGCCCUCGAUGUCUACUCCAAUGUGAACUGGUUCUUUCUCGGUGGAGCCAUUGCCCCUCUCCUAGUCUGGUUGGCACACAAAACAUUUCCACAGAAGCAAUGGAUACGCCUCAUCCAUAUGCCAGUCUUGUUAGGUGCUACAGCAAUGAUGCCUCCCGCUUCUGCUGUGAACUACACCAGUUGGAUUAUUGUGGCGUUCCUGUCAGGCUAUGUUGUUUUCAGGCACCGACCAACAUGGUUGGAGCGCUACAACUAUGUCCUUUCGGGUGGUCUUGAUGCUGGAACUGCCUUCAUGACUGUGCUAAUGUUCAUUGCCCUGCAAUCAAGGAACAUCCAGCUUAAUUGGCGGGGAAACGAUGUAGAAGGGUGUCCCCUGGCUUCUUGUCCAACUGCCAAAGGGAUUUCAGCUGAUGGCGGUCCAGCUUUUAGCUAGAAUCUUUAGCUCAGCUAUAAUUUUUCGUUUUAAACUUUGAUUGUUAAUAGAUUUUCCAUGGAUUCUACUCUUAUAGAUCAUAAAUUGAAUCACUUACCCAUUUUUUUUACUUACUGGGAAAAAAAAUCAUGAAUUGAAUGAGUGUCUAUCACAUUCCUAAUGUUUGAUCUAUGUAGCUAAUAGUUUAGCUUGCUGAAAAUUGUCUUGGAGCUAUUCGACGCCAUUGUAACUUGUUUUUUGACUCUCUAAAGUGCAUGUAAUAG